AGUCUGCAUACACGGAACAAGAAAACGCACUUUUUGCCUUUAAAAAAUCAGAAGAAGAUUGUACGGAUAUUGAACUGUAAAGACGAGAACAUACGCCGUCGAGCAGAGAAGGGAGAAACCAAAGCCGGAAAAGAUGGGGAAUUCUCAGUCGCCUGCCGCCGAUCCUCGCUUCGUUUCCACAGCCAGGGCUUUCACCCAGACGGAAUUGGAUGAUCUGAAAUCAUUGUUCGUGUCCCUUGCUGCACAAUCGCAAAGCGACGGUCAAUACAUUUCUCCCUCUGUUUUCCAGGCAUAUUUUGGGCUUCGUGGUCCUCUUGGCAAUAGAAUGUUUGAUUUAGUCACACAGAAUCGUAAGGAUCAAAAGCUCACCUUCGAGGAUCUUGUAAUUACAAAAGGAACUUAUGAAAAAGGAUCAAAUGAUGAUAUCGAAGAGUUCAUAUAUCGAUUACUGGAUGUAAAUAGUGAUGGUAUAGUGGGAAGGUCUGAUCUGGAAGCUGUUUUAACUGUGAUGCUUGAUGAUAUAUCUUCUCAGAGAAAUUCUGAACCGGGAUAUAGUCCACACGAGGGUAUCAUAAAAAAUUUUCUUAAUGCUGCAACAUUUUCAAAAAUUGAUGAAGGAUGUGCAGAAACCUGCAUGUAUUUUGAGGAUUUCAGAAGUUGGUGUAGUCUUCUCCCAUCUGUCAGGAAGUACCUUGGAAGCUUGUUGAUGUCAUCUGAUUCAGGAAGACCAGGUUAUCAAGUGCCUCACCUAAUGCAUCCAGAAAACAUCGAUUCUAGUAUGAUAAUAGCAAAGAAGGAAUAUGCUUGGCAUAUAGGUGGGGCCCUUCCUCAACAGGAGCUGGAGGAAUGGAAGCUUUUAUACCAUAGUGCAUUUCAUGGCCUAAGUUUCAACACAUUCUUGGGCAAUAUAUCAAAUGAUGAAGGGCCGACAGUGUUAAUAAUUAAGGAUAAAGAAGGUUAUGUAUAUGGAGGUUAUGCUUCUCAGCCUUGGGAGAGGCAUGGCGACUUCUAUGGGGAUAUGAAGUCUUUUCUCUUUCAGAUAUUCCCGAAGGCAUCUAUUUUCAAGCCUACUGGAGCAAACAGUAAUAUACAAUGGUGUGCUGUGAAUUUCAGUUCGGAUAGCAUCCCAAACGGUAUUGGUUUUGGAGGAAGAGUAAAUCACUUUGGACUGUUCCUUUCAGCAAGCUUUGAUGAAGGGCAAACCUUUACCUGCACCACAUUUGGCAGCCCUUGCCUCUCCAAUAUCAAUCGAAUACACCCGGAAGUGAUAGAAUGCUGGGGAGUAGUCCCAAAAGGAGCACAACAAGAAAGGCACGAGACUGGCAAAGGCACUAUAUUAGAGAGGUUUAAGGAGGACCGCCAUAUGCUCAAUAUGGUUGGGCUGGCAAAUUCAAGCGAAUAAACCAGUGAGUUCUGCAUCGUAUAUUCAUAAUUUGCCGCUUUUGAAUUGUUUGUCACAAUCCCUUUUAUACCUUUGUGAUGUGUUCUACAGUGUGGUACACUGGUGGUAUUUACUUGUCUUUCUUGUGGAAAAUUUAAAAGUAUUUACAUGUUGAAUAUAUUCUUGUAUCAUAGAAUCUUGACUCCAUUUU
Vitis riparia (riverbank grape) is the source of this 1592-nucleotide messenger RNA. RefSeq names its product MTOR-associated protein MEAK7. Lineage: Eukaryota; Viridiplantae; Streptophyta; Magnoliopsida; Vitales; Vitaceae. Gene Ontology annotation, molecular function: calcium ion binding. The transcript has 8 exons. The record is from RefSeq and is a predicted model, not a curated record. Bases 134 to 1402 code for a protein of 422 amino acids.